This is a messenger RNA of Sungouiella intermedia, 1977 nucleotides long. Lineage: Eukaryota; Fungi; Ascomycota; Pichiomycetes; Serinales; Metschnikowiaceae. The record is from the annotation of a GenBank genome assembly.
AUGAACCAAGAUAUCCCUAGUGCUCAUUUAGAGCAAAUAAUAUUACACUCCAUUAUGAUAUUGGAAACUGAGAAAGAAGAGUUAGCCCAAGAGCUCUCAGAGUUGCAAGAUUUGAAAGUUUCAGUGCACAAGAUCGUUUCAGAGCCAAUCAUUGUAAAUAUAGGAGGCGGAUAUCAAGCUGAAAGAACAAAAAUUGAAACCUUGCAAUUCUUAGAUCGCCGUAUUCAAAAAUUGGAAGUUCAAAGAAGGAAAGUUGAAGCAAAGUUAGUACAAGCGAUAGAAGUAAAGCUGAAGUUUGAUCUCCUUGAUGAUGGUAUUAGAGACGAUUAUGGAAUCAAGAAGGAAGGCUCACAAAUCGUUGAUAUCCAGGAAGAUUUAGAUGAGCUUGGAAAUAUUGUUGAUGUCAGAUUAAAAGACUCCAAUGGAAAUGACAUCGAACCUAUACAUGAACCGCAAUUGCCUGGACAGAAAGACGCAAUGAUCUUGAAUGCUUCGGAUUUGAACACUUCCGCCGGAGAUCAAAUGGCGGAUUUGCUUAAUGAUAUGGAAUUACUUCCUCAGUCUGAUAAUCCUCACCACGACAACAAAGUCGAGAGGAACGAAAUCACUCCAACAAGGGUUGAUUAUUCGUCUGGAAAGAAUGAUUCGAUUGAAAAUUCUUACAGCACAGGUUCUAAUAACCAAGAACUCUUAUAUGAAUUGGAAUUAAUAGCAAGUGAACUCGAAGAAAGCGCAGAUACACCUAGAGGUGAAGACGUGGACAUCGAUAUUGAAUCAGACGAAGAUAGCGACAAUUAUUUUGAGAUUGAAGUGGAAUCUGAUGAAGAUGAAUUGACAGAGAAUGAAACUUUGCAUUCUCUUUUACCAAAAAAUGCACAACUUGAGGAGCGGUUUUGGAAAGAAAUUCAAUCAUUGAGAAUCAAGAGGUCCGAAGAUACCGACACAGCUAGCAAUCAAGGGGCAAAAAUUGGUAAAAAAUCUGUCCGUUUCAGUGAAACUCUUGAAAUCAAGGAAAUUGAGGAUGUUGAAAAGGAGCUGCGCCCUACAGAAUACCAAAGGAAAAUUCUGAAAUUUAAAGAGAACAAGAUAUUAACAGGAAAUUCACAAGGCAUGAAGACAGCAGCUGUGAUGCAGCCUGUAAUUCAUGAAGUUACCGAUACUGACGCUGUGACUACUGAUAUCGUGGAGCAUGAAGAUAAUGACUCCACUUCACCAGUAAUUGUUGAGGUGUCGGAGCCUUGUAAUGAUACCACAAAGGAAGAUCAAAACUUCAAGGAAUUGAAGGCGAGGUUACAAAAAGAAGUUUUAGCUGAGAAGAGGUCCAAGUUCAAGUCUAUGGUCGCACAAAAUCCACUGAGAAGGAUAAUGAUGACUGGGCCGUCGACUAGCAUCCAACUACCACAAAAUAAGGAUGGCGCGUUUGUGGAGCCUGACUUGACUAGAGAUACUGUGGAACCGGCACAUGUCAUUUCUGGUACUCUGAAGAGUGAAGUUAAGCAACUAAAUAUCGAUCUACCUAAUUUGGGCGACGAUUUAGAUGCCAUGGUUCAAGCAUAUAAUGUAGGGAUGUUUGACGAUGACAUCGAAGUGUCUGGCCCAGUAGUGGACCAAUUGGAAGACUUUAAAUUGUUGAACAAGAUUGUUGAGAAUGGGUCAAAGGUAACUCCGCCGAUGUACCAAUCAAAACAAGAAGAUGCGGGCAAUGUUGAAGACUCCAAUUUUGACUCAUCUGACUCAGAUGAUGAAAUUCUUAAAGAACUGAUUAUUGAAAAUGAUUUGUCAUCAGACGAAGAAGCUAACGAUUCACAACUCCAAGAUGACGUACAGAUGUCUGUAAUCAAUCAGGAGGUUGUUGAUAAUUACCAUCGAUUGAGGCACAAGAUUUUUAAUAAGCUGCCUCUGGAGGACUCUGAAUUUGAGCCUGUAGAGGGAGUUCAACGUACUAGUCGAUUCAAAGCUUCAAGAAACAACUUUUGA